This is a messenger RNA of Plodia interpunctella (Indianmeal moth), 2182 nucleotides long. Its product is annotated as protein ENL-like. Bases 338 to 1183 code for a protein of 281 amino acids. Gene Ontology annotation, biological process: positive regulation of DNA-templated transcription. Gene Ontology annotation, molecular function: chromatin binding. The record is from RefSeq and is a predicted model, not a curated record. Gene Ontology annotation, cellular component: transcription elongation factor complex. The transcript has 3 exons. Lineage: Eukaryota; Metazoa; Arthropoda; Insecta; Lepidoptera; Pyralidae.
ACGUCAGCUGUGGGCGGUGCGCGGGCACGCGUCACCGGCGUCGGCGCACGUCGCCUCUCCGCAGCGCCCGCGCUCAUUCAGUGAUAAACAAACCUUGCCGGCGCCUCCUUGUCAGACAUGCCGCAAGUUUGACUGCCUGCCCGCGAACCUAUAGCUGCCUCCAUGCAUCUUUGCUUACGGUCCACGCAGUACAAGUGAGCUCCGAUUGUUUCACGAUGUCAUUUAACACUUGUACUGGCCGCAAACGUGUCCCCAACUCAUGUGACCUCGGUGGCCUCUUGUUGCAGAUGUCAGCCGUCUCCGCAAGAAGAGCGGCGGUUUUAUCAUAUUUUGGAAAAUGACUGAAGGCAUCUUGAUUCAGCAUGACAAACCGAUGUGCGUGCGCAUAUGGCUAGAGGUGGGCCACGUGUGUGAACCUCGCCGCUCAGCGCUGGGCCGCGCGCUGGCUCUGGACUGGCGGCUGUGGGUGCGCGGAGCCAGUGGGCAGGACAUCAGCACCUUCGUGCAUAAAGUGGUCUUCUAUCUCCACCCCGCUAGCACCUUCGUCUACCCUAAGAGAGUGUGCCAAGAGCCGCCAUACGAAAUCCAAGAGUCCGGGUGCGCGUCGAUAGACGUUCCGAUACACGUCUACCUGAAGUUCAACCACGAGCCGAAGAAGAUCCGGCUGCGUUACAGUCUGGUCAUAGAGAACAACACUCGGAGCAGUUCCGAGUCGCGCUGCGUGUACUACGACUUCCAGAACCCGCCGGAGCGGCUGUGGCGCGCGCUGAUGCGCGGCGGCGGGGAGAUCAUCGCGCGCGCCGGCCGCGCCACGCGCGCCGACCGCCUCGUGGUGCUGGCCGACCGCCGCCCGCCGCGCGCGCGCCGCCCGCACUAUAAGUUCGUGGAACCAGUGGUCUGCCGCCACGGGCCCAAGAGAACCAAACCGUACUCGCUCGACGAGUUGUGCUCCAAAUGCGGCGAAUCUCUACACGUCGACUUUAGACAACAACUGCGCGGCGUGGCCAUGACCGAAGACGAAAUAGCUCGCGUCUCGCAGCUGUACCUGACGUACAACUUGUAUGAGAAGUCGGUGGACGCGCUGACGCUGCCACCGCUGACCGACCCCAUCUACCGUGUGCCCGAGCUGCCGCCCGCGCUCCGCGACGCUCUCAAAGGCGUCAAACUCGAUGCUGCUGUUUAGUUAGUGACGUUAUCUAGUUCUAAAGUGAUACCGAUCCAGUUUUUGAUGAAACUAGUGUUGUGAUAAUCAACGGUGCCAUGAGAGACUCGCUUAGGAUACUUACCUAUAGUUAACUAACUAAAACUAAGAAGAAAAGAAAGUAGAAAUCUAAGAAACCAACGGAAACCACCAUACCUUUAAAUCGAAUUUCAUUUUAAACCGCUAUCGCUAUACGGUAUUAUAAAUAUUUAAGAUAGAUAUCCCCAUGUACCUAAGUACAUUUUUUAUAAAUUACGUAAAAGUCAAAAUUACGCAAACCCAUUAUAUUGCUUCUUUUUUAUAGUUACCUUUUACAAUAGAAAUUGUGAAUAAUAUUCGUUCGUACUUAAACUGAUUCGCACAAGCGUAAAAUAUCAUUAUUUCCAUUUAUUCUUACACUUAUUUCAAACACGUUGAAAAAUCGCUCGUGCGAACAAGGCCUAGAUGCAUAUAAAACCAAAUCUUUAUAUAAUUUAUAGUUUUAGCCUAAUGUAUACUAUUAUGCUAUACUCAAAUGUAAAUUUAGCCAAGCACCCGGAUGUCGGUCCGACAGCUACUUAUGUAAUAUUGAUAUUAUCUACCUUAUUAUUUAGGCAUAAAUAGAUAAGAAACCUAAGUAGGUAGGUACAAUACUGGUGCUGUGAGAUAGAUCUCAAGACAUAUUUCGUAUAAGUACAUAGAUUUUAUAUACAUAUACAAAAUAAAUAAUAUUAAAUAAAUAAAAUAUAUAUAGUUUGUUAUCAUAAAAUAUGAUUUAAAAACAUUUUCUUUUUGUGCUUGAUUUAGGUACUAUUAAUUACAACGUUAGCGAGUAGGUACAUGGAAGAUUGCGCAUAAAUGGCCGCGGUAAACUUGCAAUCUUUAGAAUUUAAAUUAUUUUGUUACCAUGUAGUAUAAAUGGAUAAACUAUCAUUUGUUGUUAUCAAGAUUAAAUAAGUAGAAAAUCUAGGAAUGUUAUAAUAUAUUUUUUAUUUUACUUGA